This is a messenger RNA of Rubroshorea leprosula, 1353 nucleotides long. Lineage: Eukaryota; Viridiplantae; Streptophyta; Magnoliopsida; Malvales; Dipterocarpaceae. The record is from the annotation of a GenBank genome assembly.
CUCUUCUCCCUUUGUUGUUUUCUCAGUCACCUUCUCUCCGCCUCCCUCAUUUUCUCUAGAAUCCUAAUCCUUUGUUUCUCGCAAUCAUUGGGCUGGUUAAUUCGAAUUCAUCCCGCUAGUGAAAAUUGCUUUUGACAUGGCCACAUAUAAGCCGAAGAACAUUCUGAUUACUGGUGCCGCUGGAUUUAUUGCAUCACAUGUUGCCAAUCGGCUCAUCAGGAGCUACCCUGACUACAAAAUUGUUGUGCUUGACAAACUUGAUUACUGUUCGAAUCUGAAGAACCUGAACCCCUCAAAAUCAUCUCCAAACUUUAAGUUUGUGAAGGGAGAUAUUGGCAGUGCCGAUCUUGUCAACUAUCUUCUCAUUACUGAGUCCAUUGACACAAUAAUGCACUUUGCAGCCCAAACCCAUGUUGACAACUCAUUUGGGAAUAGCUUUGAGUUCACCAAGAACAAUAUUUAUGGCACCCAUGUCCUGCUUGAAGCCUGCAAGGUUACUGGCCAGAUUAGGCGGUUCAUCCAUGUCAGUACUGAUGAGGUUUAUGGGGAGACAGAUGAGGAUGCUGUUGUAGGAAACCAUGAAGCUUCUCAGCUCCUCCCUACAAACCCAUACUCUGCAACAAAAGCUGGAGCAGAAAUGCUUGUUAUGGCAUAUGGGAGGUCAUAUGGGUUACCUGUAAUAACAACGCGUGGAAACAAUGUUUAUGGUCCCAACCAGUUUCCUGAAAAAUUGAUUCCAAAGUUUAUCCUCUUGGCAAUGAACGGGAAGCCUCUUCCUAUUCAUGGGGAUGGUUCCAAUGUGAGGAGUUAUUUAUACUGUGAGGAUGUUGCUGAGGCAUUUGAAGUCAUUCUUCACAAGGGUGAAGUUGGCCAUGUGUACAAUGUUGGGACGAAGAAGGAAAGGAGAGUCAUUGAUGUGGCUAAGGAUGUAUGCAAGCUUUUCUCGAUGGAUCCUGAGACAAGCAUCAAGUUUGUGGAGAACAGACCAUUUAAUGACCAGAGGUACUUUCUAGAUGAUCAAAAGCUGAAGAACUUGGGAUGGUCAGAACGAACAACAUGGGAAGAGGGCUUAAAGAAGACUAUAGAUUGGUACACUCAAAAUCCGGAUUGGUGGGGUGAUGUCUCUGGUGCACUGCUUCCACAUCCAAGGAUGCUGAUGAUGCCUGGUGGGAGACAUUUUGAUGGCUCUGAUGAUGGAAAAGCUGCGGCUAGAUUCAGUUAGUUGGAAUAUGCUACAUUUAAUUUAGUUUGAAAAUUUUCAGGAAUUUAUUAAUAAAAAACAAUAGAUAACCAACCUCCAAAAGCUGCAAGUUAGAUUUUUAGUUGGAAGAAAAAUAAUUUAGGUACAAUUUU